AUGCAACCAUCAAACCGUAUUUUAUUGAGAUCCACUCGAUCAAUUGAGAAGGAUCUCGAUUAUUGCUAUCAUAAUUCACCAUGUAAAAAUGGUGGUAAAUGCUCCAGCGGUGGUCUUCAGGAUUUCUACUACUGCAAUUGUACAGCUGGUUAUGCGGGAAAGAAUUGCGAAUUGAAGCUAAGUGUGGGUCGAUGUGCGAAUGUCGACUGCGGUAAAUUUGGUAAAUGCAUCGCAAACGGUUUAACCGUGGAGUGUCGAUGUGAUCCCAAUCAUUACGGUCAUCGAUGUGAACUCACCGUGAGAAUACCUGCAAUGGUUCGCGAAAAUGCCUUCCCAUCGGAAAUUGUAGACGGUGAACUUUUAGAAUUAUCAUCAAACUCAGUGGAGAGCGUUUGCAAACUGUCCGAAGACGACUUCAUUCCGUCUGGCUUCGCGUGGACAACAUUCGAUUGCCGACAAUGUGCCUGCUCCAAUGGUUUGAUCAGUUGCACGGAACGAAAAUGUGAAUCACGUGAUUGUCUCAAUAAUGAUCCGUCAACGGGUCAACCGAUUCAGUGUCCUAGAAAUCAGGUACAUUUCUAA
This is a messenger RNA of Anisakis simplex (herring worm), 582 nucleotides long. NCBI's taxonomy places the organism in Eukaryota, Metazoa, Nematoda, Chromadorea, Rhabditida, Anisakidae. The record is from the annotation of a GenBank genome assembly.